Messenger RNA from Aaosphaeria arxii CBS 175.79, 1739 nucleotides. RefSeq lists its product as uncharacterized. The transcript has a single exon. NCBI's taxonomy places the organism in Eukaryota, Fungi, Ascomycota, Dothideomycetes, Pleosporales. The record is from RefSeq and is a predicted model, not a curated record. The coding region runs from base 90 to 1574 and encodes 494 amino acids.
UUCGGGGCAAAUACCAACACUUCAUUUCCGCAAUUUGACAUUUUAGCUCUAACCUUUGCUUCAGGAUUGUUUUCUAUGUCCGCUGUUGGAUGGCGAAGCGGGCGUUGCGCAAGGCCAGCGAGGCGCCGAAAGGUACCACCACCAACACCGGAAACACACCCAAGAAGCGCAAGCGAGCCAGUGCGUCGACAUCAACGUCAAUGACAACCGAGGGAGCAAUCUCCAAAAAGUUACAGCGCAAGUCUACUGGGUUGUCCGACGAUGGUGCGAUUCCCCCAGGCUCUACACGUAAGAGGUCUGCACGUGCUUCUGCCAUUCAUUAUGCGGAAGACAAUGAUGAGGACGAGGAAGAUAGAUCUUUUGAAGAUGAAGAAGAGGCCGAGGCCGAAGGCGGUGCGCAAGAGGUUCGCCACUGGCGUGAGCCCUCUGUCGCGUCGGAUAACUUAACUCCUGCUGCACAUGCUACACAUUGGAAGAGGCAAGCCCGUCACAGUGAUCCGACUCAGGACCGCAGCCGUUCUGGCUCUGCAUCGAAACCAAGCAGAGUCGUGAAGCUGCCCGUGGACAAGAAGAAGUUGACCGUAUUCCAGGCAUGGGAUGGCUGGAGAGAGUAUGAUGGCCAUGCUCAAACCAAUUCUCCUCCUGUGGGUGCACACGUGCUUCCACCAAAUCCGUAUGCGCAAUCCUCAAACCCUCCUCCUACUGGCCAUGCAGUCGAUAUACCGAAACAAUACAUUGACAAGAGUGCUGGUGAAAGAUCAGGCUCUCGUCCUGCAGAAGGCGCCCCAUAUCAGCAACGCGAAAUGGCUGCUGAGCCAGUGAGGCAGGACUUUAUAAAUCCAACGCCCACUGGCUUCCAAGCCAUCAAUCGCAGACCGGUUGAUCCAUCACCACAGGUAGAACAUCGCGUCCAGCUUCCACCCCCACCUCCUCCGCCAGUGGAGUCGCAGCCUCUGGUAUCUCGUUCAAAUACCGAGCAAACGUCACCAAACCUCCCAACUCAACCUCACCCCACCCAUGCCGCCUCUCGUCCAAGCUCAUCAUCCACUGGCCAUCCAGGCGGCGAGGAAAAUCUCCUCAAGCGCCGCCAAAUCUUCUCCACUCUCAUCGAUCUCCUCAAAUCGCCCGUACCAUCAAACGUCGUCAGCGUAUCCCUAGAACCUCUCAUCGAAUCCAUCUGGACCGAGGCCGAAGACGACUACAUGAUGCAAGUCUUUUCAGAAGAUGACCUCCCCCGAGUCACAAAAGCGUUCACGUCUUGGAUCUCGCUCCACGAAACACUCGAGUCGUUCCGCCAGCGCACGCGCUACUACGGACGCUCUGGCGAUGAGUGGCAGCGCUUCCGCCGCAGCCUCGGCUUCCUCGAGCGCGUGCCGAUGAUGGAGGCCAUGAACGAGCUGGGACAAAUGAGGUUGCGGCAGAUUGAUGCGGGGGAUUGGUUCGACGAGACGACGUUUGAUAGGGAUCUUGCUGCCUUCCUUGGAGCUUUGACGAGGAUUCCUGGCGUUGGUGCAGAGGACCUGGAAGAUGGGUUCGCGGGUUAUAACAAAGAGCUAUUGGCCUGGUUCUACUGAACGGCACCAGCGAAGUGGCGGCCUUCCCAUGGAUUGCAUCGAUCUGCAAUUGUAUAGGAGUCCCUAUGGAACGAGGCUGUGUUAUAAGAGGCACGGCGAUUCACGGAAAUUAUCAAGACUGGAUGUCUCAACUUUUCUUCCCCCACUUCAAUUUUCCCAUGUCAC